CGUAUUAUAAGAUAUGAUCAGCUGUCUUUUCUUGAGAAUAGAUAGUCUUGAGUUUAUGACUCUUUAUUCGGAUUUAGUCGAUGGAAGCUUAAGCUUCCAUUGUACCUUACUUUACCAUGUUCCCCCUCCCUUGGUGAAACUGACAGAUGUCACACAACCACCUCACAACUACAGGUCUUUUUUAUGAAAUGCGAAUACAAUGGCC
Molecule: messenger RNA, 205 nt
Organism: Fusarium redolens
Lineage: Eukaryota; Fungi; Ascomycota; Sordariomycetes; Hypocreales; Nectriaceae
Exons: 1
Coding region: 14-187 (57 amino acids)
Source: RefSeq, a predicted model, not a curated record